AUGACAGAUCUCCAGAGAGAAGGAUGGUUUGUAUUUGAAGAUGUUGUGGCGGAAUUUUCGGACAACAAUAAAGAUCCUGAUUAUAAAAUUAUAAUCAAAAGGAUGCUAAAAUCUUUCAAAGAAUUGGGUAAUUUCAUGAGACUGAAGGUAAAUUUUCUUAAAUCCCAAGUGGACUAUGUUCCUGAGAAUUCAGAAGCAUUGGGAUCAAUGGACAAGAAGCUUGAUGCUAUCAACCAAGUGAUAUCAUCUUUAGCACAAAAUCACCAAAUAGCAAUACGUUCAACGGAAGAAAGUACUUAGGAGAUGGAGUUACUUCCCUUCUUGUUGUGAAAACAUUCUACAAGAACAUUCGGGUACUCUUUUGCUAAGGAAGCAGUAAAGUAAAUUAAGAUAUCUUAAGCACAAUCAUAUUAAGCAUUAGCCGAUAUUCAUGAUAUCGUAGAGAUGUCGGUUUUAAGCGGUAUUUGAAUCCACUAGAAGAUAAAAUCAACGAUAAAUGCUG
Messenger RNA from Acanthoscelides obtectus, 502 nucleotides. The record is from the annotation of a GenBank genome assembly. NCBI's taxonomy places the organism in Eukaryota, Metazoa, Arthropoda, Insecta, Coleoptera, Chrysomelidae.